UGGACACAUACGCGCUAUUAGAUGAAGGAUCCUCCGUCACGAUGAUCGACGAUGAGCUACGGAGGGAUCUGGGAGUGCAAGGCGAACGUCGACAACUGAACAUCCAAUGGUUUGGAGGAAGAGCAAGCAGGGAGCCUACCAACGUGGUGAGCCUGGAGAUCAGUGGAGCUGGGAAGCCCACUCGUCACCCGUUGAGGAACGUGUACGCCGUUUCGAGCCUGAGUCUGCCGAUGCAGACGUUAUGUCGACGAGAUGUCCAGGGCGUUCAUAAGGAUUCGCGACUGCCGAUGAAACCCUACAGCAACGUGGUGCCGAAGUUGCUCAUCGGACUGGACCAUGGACAUUUAGGAUUGCCACUUAGGACGAGGCGGUUCGCCAGAGAGGGACCGUUCGCGGCCGCAACCGAGCUUGGAUGGGUUGUGUUUGGGCCAGUAAGUGGACAAUCGACUACGCCGUCACCGAGGUCCUGCCUUCUAGCCGUGUCAGUGGAGGACACGAUGGAAAAGAUGGUGGAGGACUACGUCGAGAUGGAAGGCUUUGGUGUGAAGCUCGCGCAACCGGUCGCAGCCAGCGACGACGCGCGGGCCCAAAGGAUCCUCGACGACACCACGGUGAAAGUGGGGCGUCGCGACCAGACGGGUUUGCUCUGGAAGGAUGACCACGCUGUGCUGCCACGGAGCUACGAGAUGGCACACAGACGGCUGAUCAACGUCGAGAAGUUGAAGCGCAACGGGCUGUUGGCGCUAGUAUACGAUCGGAUCAUCAAGGACGUGUCCAAAGGAUAUGCGAGGAAAUUGCAGCCGGAUGAGGUCGCGGGGAAGAGCGACAAGCUAUGGAAUUUGCCACAAUUCGGUGUCGAAACCCCGAACAAGCCCGGUGAGGUCCGGCUUGUGUUUAAUGCUGCAGACAAGGUUGGAGAUCGAUGUUCCCAACGAUUCCUUUGGAGAGAUGGUAACGACGAUCGAGACCCGGAUGUGUACGAGGUGAGCAAGAACUUCGUGGGAGCCGACAAGGACGCCAGACGAUUUGGAGACGCGUUCGAGACGGAGAGGAUACAGAGGCGGAGUAUGGGAGCAGAUGGUGCAUUGCGUCAAGCGAGUGCUGCGCCAUACCCUGGAAGAAGUCGCGCCGAGGGACCAUGUGGAGUCCCACCAUGGAGUACCUGCCUACGCUUGUGCGCCGCGAGAAGUGGUGCCAGGGAACGGAGCCCAUCCGAUAUGGUCUUCGUCUGCGAUCCUGCCUUGCCCAGACGAGAGUGGCGCAAGGGCAUCGUGGAGGAGGUUUACAGCGGAGCUGAUGGAGAUGGAUGGAGGAGCUAAUGGACUAUCUUGGACAAUGUUGCGGCCCGUCUCUAAACUUGGAGUUUUUGGAUUUGAGUGAAGCGGGUCUUCACGGGGUCGGGGAUGUCGACGGUCAAAAACAUUGUUAUCGAUAGUUAAGUCAGUAUUAUUAGGAAAUGUAGUAUUUCAAGUUAUCGGAAUUACGGGCCUACUAAUAGCGGUAGUGUGAAUGCCGCCAAAAAGUGCCAUUCAUUGUUUUGUUGAUUGUAGGAGGGCACACUGCGAAUAAAACGUUCCGUUAGCCACAGCCAAGGCCUUUGAAGUACCCCUUUCUUCGGACCUACGCGUGUGGGGAGCCGUUUAAGGCAACUCCACAUGACACAAAA
Molecule: messenger RNA, 1666 nt
Organism: Drosophila bipectinata
Lineage: Eukaryota; Metazoa; Arthropoda; Insecta; Diptera; Drosophilidae
Source: RefSeq, a predicted model, not a curated record